AUGCGGGACUUCGCCACCCUCGAGGGCUACCUGGGCGGCAUCCUGAACGUCCACAGGUGCCUGCUGCGGGGGAGGAUCUCCUUCGUCGGCCGCACGGAGUUCGUGGCGGACGACGCCGUGGGCCUCUACCGCGCCACCGUCGGGCCCGCCCUGGACGACGCGCACGGUGCAGGGCUGUGGCUCAACGCCAACGCGAGCGCACCUCACCGGAGCGCGGAGCAGGCCCGGCAGGAGAUCGGCGAGGCGGGCUCGCGGGCGCUGAGCGCCUUCCUGGCCGAAGACUCGGGACUACUUCAUCCUGUCGCUGCUGGCCUGGCGAGGCAUGCUGCCGCCCUCGUACCUCCAGCUCCUCGGCGUGCGGCCGGACGUCCCGCCCACUGGCGGCCUCGAGGGCGACUUCGGACGCG
Molecule: messenger RNA, 407 nt
Organism: Prorocentrum cordatum
Lineage: Eukaryota; Dinophyceae; Prorocentrales; Prorocentraceae
Source: the annotation of a GenBank genome assembly